This is a messenger RNA of Sapajus apella (tufted capuchin), 2153 nucleotides long. RefSeq names its product DNA damage inducible 1 homolog 1 (gene DDI1). Gene Ontology annotation, molecular function: aspartic-type endopeptidase activity; protein binding. The transcript has a single exon. Gene Ontology annotation, biological process: proteolysis. NCBI's taxonomy places the organism in Eukaryota, Metazoa, Chordata, Mammalia, Primates, Cebidae. The record is from RefSeq and is a predicted model, not a curated record. The coding region runs from base 170 to 1408 and encodes 412 amino acids.
ACUUUGGAACACAACAUGCUACCUCAAGGCUCCACUGGCCCACACAGCUGGCACUGAGGCUGGGAGGCAGCCACAGACAGAUGAGCGUCCAUGCCUCUCUGAGAGGGGAAUGACCUACUGAGUCGUGAGGAGCAGCAGGUCAACAACGCAGGCCUGCCCCAGCCCGCCGAUGAGCGGCCCAUGCCCUCUGCCCACCCGGCCUGCCCAGGUCCCCGCCAUGCUUAUCACCGUGUAUUGCGUGCGGAGGGACCUCUCAGAAGUCACCUUCUCCCUCCAGGUCAGCCCUGACUUUGAGCUCCAAAACUUCAAGGUCCUCUGCGAGGUGGAGUCCAGAGUCCCCGCCGAAGAGAUCCAGAUCAUCCACAUGGAGCGACUCCUCAUCGACGACCACUGUUCCCUGGGCUCCUACGGACUCAAAGACGGCGAUGUGGUGGUUUUACUACAGAGGGACAAUGCGGGACCCCGGGCUCCAGGGCGCGCCCCGAACCAGCCUCGUGUAGACUUCAGCUGCAUUGCAGUACCCGGGACGUCCAGCUCCCGGCCGCAGCACCCGGGACAGCAGCAGCAGCGCGCACCCUCUGCCCAGCGGACGCACGGGCUGGCCUCGGGAGAGAAGGUGGCCGGCCUGCAAGGCCUGGGCAGCCCCGCCCUGAUCCGCAGCAUGCUGCUCUCCAACCCGCAUGAUCUGUCCCUGCUCAAGGAACGCAAUCCCAGCCUGGCAGAAGCCCUGCUCAGCGGAAGCCUUGAGACCUUUUCUCAGGUGCUGACGGAGCAGCAAAGAGAAAUGGCCUUGAGAGAGCGAGAGAGGCUUCGUCUCUACAUGGCCGACCCACUGGAUCGGGAAGCUCAGGCCAAAAUAGAAGAGGAAAUCCGGCAGCAGAACAUUGAAGAAAACAUGAAUAUAGCGAUGGAAGAGGCCCCCGAGAGUUUCGGACAAGUGACGAUGCUCUACAUUAACUGCAAAGUGAAUGGGCAUCCUUUGAAGGCAUUUGUUGACUCGGGUGCCCAAAUGACCAUUAUGAGCCAGGCUUGUGCCGAGCGCUGUAACAUCAUGAGGCUGGUGGACCGACGGUGGGCUGGGGUUGCUAAAGGAGUGGGCACACAGAUAAUUAUUGGCCGUGUUCAUCUAGCUCAGAUUCAAAUUGAAGGUGAUUUCUUACAGUGCUCUUUCUCCAUACUUGAGGAUCAACCCAUGGAUAUACUUCUAGGCCUAGAUAUGCUCCGCAGACAUCAAUGUUCUAUCGAUUUGAAGAAAAAUGUGCUGGUCAUCGGCACCACUGGCACGCAGACCUACUUUCUUCCUGAGGGAGAGUUGCCCUUAUUCACUAGGAUGGUAAAUGAGCAAGAUGAGUCCUCAGACAAGGAAAUUACAGACUCGGUCAAGGAUUCAGGACACAAAGAGCAUUAAAGCACGUUAUAAAUAUGUCACCACCUUAAGGAAGUUUCAAGUCCCUGGAAAUUAUACGAUGGGAGCUCACUAGCAAUGUAAUCAUUAAAAAAAAAAAAAUCAGUAACAACUAAAUCUGGCCUUGGGACUACAUUCUCAGAUAGGUAACUCCGUCAAUCCUGAUUCCUUGGUAUUGGUCCCUCUUCCAUUUCCCUUGUCCAGAGAUCACUGAAAGGCAUCCUGGGAAGGCUGUGGAGGCUCCAGCGGCUUUCCAGAUAAUCCAUGAAAAAGAAAAUCAGCUUCUUCUUUUGGAGACAUUAUUCUAUCAGAUUACAGGUGGCUUAUCCAAACCAGUUGCUAUUUUGCAGAAUUCCCUGGAAAAAUGCCAUGGCUACAGACCUUACAAGGCAUCCACAUAAAACUAUGUCACAUCAGCACUAACAAUUCUUUAUAUGCAGAGAAAUAUGCCUAUUUUCAUAGGUUUUGUUUUCUUUGGGAAAGGCACUAGAAUUAGUGGGUCAAUUACAUUCUCAUGUUAACUAAUACUUAUAAAUGUCUGUUUGGGGCAGCAUAAAGGCCCAUUUCCUCAUAUUUACAGCUUCCCUUCCCCUGGAUCUCCUGCAGUCACACUGCAGUCCACAGCUAAAGGCUAUUUUUGCCAUAUUUGAGAAAGUGGAUUUUUCUCCAAGGAUGUUACAUUAAUUUUCUAUUUCCCCUGCAUUCAAAGAAACUCUGGCUAUAAAAUAAAGGCAAUAAAUUAGAUUUU